This is a messenger RNA of Soboliphyme baturini, 510 nucleotides long. Lineage: Eukaryota; Metazoa; Nematoda; Enoplea; Dioctophymatida; Soboliphymatidae. The record is from the annotation of a GenBank genome assembly.
AUGAUCUUCUUGAAGAGCAGUGACGGUGAUCAUCUGGAUUCUAAUUUCAAUGACAUUAAUGGCGCUGUUCAAGUCGAGAAAGAUGGCAGCUUCCAGCUUCGUGGAUGCGGCUACAGUGAUGAAAACAGCGGCACCUCUGGAGAUACUGCCAACUUCAAGCUUUACCUGUUCAUUCGUCACUACUGUCAGACGAGUGGCAGUGACCCUAAUUUGGACAAAAUCGUUUUGGACGUUAAAGGGGAUGAUUAUGACGUCGGGAGAAUAUUACUGGGCCGCGAUUCACCGUCGUCGUCCACAGCUUUAGCAGCACAUGACCAAAUUCCAAAAUCAAGCGCUACAAAUCCAAGCACUACAGAACAAACUACUAAUCAACCAAGCAGUGCAAAACAACAUCCUGCACAGCCACAAACUGCCAAAGUACGUCCUUCUACCAACACGUGGAUGGCCAGUUGUGUAGACGGAGUCUGUAACACGUGCCCACCUGCUGAACCAUGCGAUGAAACAUGCUGA